Molecule: messenger RNA, 2961 nt
Organism: Trachemys scripta elegans
Lineage: Eukaryota; Metazoa; Chordata; Testudines; Emydidae
Gene: QTMAN
Product: glycosyltransferase like domain containing 1
Exons: 13
Coding region: 338-1675 (445 amino acids)
Molecular function (GO): glycosyltransferase activity
Source: RefSeq, a predicted model, not a curated record
CUGCUGUGUAGGAGGAACAGCUUUGCCAGUGCCCUGGUAUGGGUCUCCCAUUUGCCAUGUGCUGCUCGCAGAUAUGGGGAGCCCCUGUAGGGGGGAAAGCUCUAAAAAGACGAAGAAAGAUCUUCUCAUUUCCAGAGUAACUGGAGACUGCACUUUUGCCUGCAUCUUAUUCCGCCUUUCCCCAAGUGAAAUAAACUAUACAGUUUUGCCUGUGUAACUGCUUCUCCAGUAGAAAACCAGAAGUGGAAGAGAAUGAAGUAUUUUUGUGUUCAUGCUUUGCAUACACCAAAACUGAAACAAAUUUUAGAAUCCAAGAAGAUUUGAAAAACGUGCAAGUAUGAGUAUUCUUCUAAUUGAAGCUUUUUAUGGUGGUUCCCACAAGCAGCUGGCAGAUCUUCUACAGGAGGAGAUAGAAGAAUGUGUCCUUUACACACUCCCAGCAAAGAAAUGGCACUGGAGAGCACGGACUGCUGCCCUUUAUUUCAUGCAAACAGUGCCAGCUAAUGCUAAUUACAGGAUCCUCUUUGCAAGCUCAGUGCUUAACCUGACUGAACUUAUUGCCCUUCGGCCUGACUUUGGUAAAUUGAAAAAGGUCCUUUACUUCCAUGAGAACCAGUUGACAUAUCCUGUACAGAAGUGCCAGGAAAGAGAUUUCCAAUAUGGAUACAACCAGAUUCUUUCAUGUUUGGUUGCUGAUAUUGUGGUGUUCAACUCUGCUUUCAAUAUGGAGUCAUUUCUUACAUCUAUCGGAAAAUUUCUGAAGCUGAUUCCUGACCACAGGCCUAAAGAUCUGGAAAAAAUAAUCAGACCAAAGUGCCAAGUUCUUCACUUUCCAGUCAGGUUUCCUGAUGUGAGCAGAUUCAUGCCGGAGCACAAACUGGCCCAUUUGGAGAAGAUAACUGGUUUUAGAGGAAAUGAAGAUACUUAUCUAUUUAGGUGUCUGCCUUUCCAACAGAAGUAUAGAGCCACUGGGAGUUUAAUGAAAACCAGCAGCUCAAGUCCUGAGUCUGGACUUUGUGAAGCACAGUCUGGACUUUGUACCACACAACAAGAAAGACUACAAUACCCAUUAACAUCACUAGAGAAACUGAACAAGUCUAAAGCAUCAGAAAGUACAAAUCAAGAAGUGCCUUGUCAAGAAGAUAAGCAACAUGUGACUUUUAACCCUUGUAAUCUCUUGAGUGGAACGGACUAUCAGCAAAGACCUUUGCACAUUGUCUGGCCUCACAGGUGGGAACAUGAUAAAGACCCUGAGAGUUUCUUUAAAGUAUUGCUGAAACUUAAAGAGAUGGACCUACCUUUUCAUAUGUCUGUCCUUGGAGAGACCUUCACUGAUGUACCAGAUAUAUUUUCAGAGGCCAAAAAGGCAUUGGAAUCUUCUGUCUUGCACUGGGGCUACUUACCUAGCAAAGAUGACUAUUUCCAAGCUCUGUGCAUGGCUGAUGUUGUGAUCUCAACAGCUAAACAUGAAUUCUUUGGAGUGGCAAUGAUAGAAGCUGUAUAUUGUGGCUGUUAUCCACUAUGUCCUAACGCUUUGGUGUAUCCAGAAAUAUUUCCAGCUGAAUAUCUGUAUUCUACACCUGAACAGCUUUUAAAAAGGCUUCAAAAUUUCUGCAAGAGACCAGAUAUUGUAAGGAAACAUCUCUAUAAGUCCUCAAGAAGUCGAGGUGAAUGACAUCAGGGUGAGAUGGAUCAGUUUUCUUGGGCAGCACUACGUGGUAAAUUCAGGUCUCUGCUCACAACAGAACCUAGGGAAGAUUUGUGACAGAUGGGGCUAAGUCACAAACUUGCAGCCUAAGGCAGAAUCUGUAGAACUUUCCAGAGUGUGCCCAUAUUUACCUGAUCAGAGAGAAAAGAAAAUCUGCAGAGGAAGCUGAGCCUGGCUGCUUGUCAUAGCUGACACAGAGCCAUCUGCCACAAACCUGUGGCGGCUUCAGAUCUCCAAUCCCUGCCACCACCCCAACUCAAAUUAAAUACAGAUUCCUAGAGACGUUAUGAUGGUUACACAUGUCCUCGGCAUCACAUGCAGGAGACUGUUCAAAAAAAAUAUGUGGCUUGUUGUAUAACCGCACUCAUGUAUCCCAUAUGUGGUGCCACAUUGAAUUUCCGGUUGAAUCUGUUUUUAUCCUUUGUACUGGAUGACAUGGUGCCUGAAUUCUUUCUUUUUGCCGACAUGAUGGCAGCCAAACUGCAGCUUCAAACGCUCACACUUGGCUGGGUUUCUACCUAGGUUGCCAGGUUAUCAUUGGAGCCUUAUUGUGUCCUCAAAGGGCCACAGGGCCUGAAAGGAGGAUCAGAGUGCUACUGGACUAAUUGGGCAGCCAUCUACGAAUUGUUUGUAGGCAAAGCACUUUUCUUUUUGCAAAUUAAUAACUCUCUGGCACAGGGUUUUUAAGUGAAGGUAUUAAUAAGGGGUCUGGCAGGUAUUCCCAUGAUUCACAGUUACAUUUGCAUUUAAUUAAUCUUAAAGAAAGCUGCAAGAUAAACAGCUGUAAUUCAAACUAGCAUGGGAAAUAUGCUACAUGGUGCCAUCUAUCCGAUAAAAUGAAAGCUGAAACACUUGUUUUAUUUCUCUCAAGGAUGGAGAACAAACAGAUAACAGUCAAAAUACUUCCAAUAAAAACCAGUAGUUUUUAUGUAACUGCAGUUCAUCAAAAAUCUUUGCAUUCAGUUACAAAUAUAAUCUUUUAAAGAUAAAUCACUUAUGAUUCUAAGCAUUAGGCUGCUAUAUUUGUUGAUGUAAAAUGUUUUGAAGAUUUAGAUUGUACAAUAAAUUUUUAAUAAAGUGCCCACUGCAAUUUUUAAUUAGCAUAUCUCAUUCAUGUAUAAGUGUGUACAUCCAUCUGUAUGCUUAUCACUGUGCAUAUCCUUGUGACAGAGUCAAUGAAUACAAUUGUGUCUUUAUCUGAUGAAUUUAGAAUCUGUUUUGCAAAUGAUAAUAAAAUAUUAUAACAACUCUAA